This is a messenger RNA of Neltuma alba, 1134 nucleotides long. RefSeq names its product ubiquitin-conjugating enzyme E2 10. The transcript has 4 exons. NCBI's taxonomy places the organism in Eukaryota, Viridiplantae, Streptophyta, Magnoliopsida, Fabales, Fabaceae. The record is from RefSeq and is a predicted model, not a curated record. Bases 95 to 541 code for a protein of 148 amino acids.
ACCCGCCCAUUCCCUCCAUUAAAUAUGCAGUGCCUGUUUUCUAGCUUACCAUAAUUCUCAUUUGGUUUGCAUUCCUCUUCCUCGCCCCACGUUAAUGGCGUCCAAGAGAAUUCUGAAGGAGCUCAAAGACUUGCAGAGAGACCCCCCAACGUCAUGCAGUGCAGGUCCUGUUGGAGAGGAUAUGUUCCAUUGGCAAGCAACCAUCAUUGGUCCUAAUGACAGUCCCUAUGCUGGCGGUGUUUUCCUUGUUACCAUCCAUUUUCCUCCUGAUUACCCUUUCAAGCCUCCCAAGGUUGCAUUCAGGACGAAGGUGUUCCAUCCCAAUAUAAACAGCAAUGGAAAUAUCUGUCUGGACAUUCUCAAAGAACAAUGGAGCCCUGCCCUCACCAUAUCCAAGGUUUUGCUGUCAAUUUGUUCCCUGCUAACGGAUCCGAACCCAGAUGACCCGCUUGUUCCAGAAAUUGCUCAUAUGUGCAAAUCUGACAAACAGAAGUAUGAGUCGACUGCUAGAGGGUGGACCCAGAAGUAUGCCAUGGGCUGAUCAGACUCUCCUAAUAAUUGCCUCUCUUUCCCGCCACUCCAAAUCAAUCCCCUUUAUACUAAAGUGGCCUUGACCUGAGCCAUUACCAUACAUGUACACCCUCCUAUGACUAUGAGAAUUGUUCUAAAGGCUUUACCUUUGUAAUUGUAUCGAGUUUUCUAUCUAAGAAUAAAUAAACAUGCUCGGAUCUUCUUCAUCUUACAAAACAGCCUGCCUAAACUUGUUUCUAUGGACCCACCAGUCUCUCAUUUUCUGUGAUGCCAUGCAGAAGUACAUCCCCCCUAAUCCCUGCUUCAUAUUAUUGAUAUCUUGCGUUAGAUUUUGCAUUUGAUCCAAAACCUUCCGUUGAUCUUUUUUGGGCAAGAACAACGCGCUAAUACCUCCUAUCUUGAAUUCCCGUUCAUGCUGUGAUAAAUAUAUCUUUACUCCCUAAAUUCCAGCAUGCUUGAUAGCUUCUUCUUGUUGUUACAAUCCUUGUGUCUCUUGAACUCAUUCUGUAGCAUCAGUUCUGAAAUACACCGACAUGAAUACUAAUUCUUUUUCUUGCUCCUUUCUAUAAAUCCCAAAACAAUUUGCCACUCUUCUUUCCUUGA